Molecule: messenger RNA, 3445 nt
Organism: Danio aesculapii
Lineage: Eukaryota; Metazoa; Chordata; Actinopteri; Cypriniformes; Danionidae
Gene: nat14
Product: N-acetyltransferase 14 (GCN5-related, putative)
Exons: 3
Coding region: 141-983 (280 amino acids)
Molecular function (GO): N-acetyltransferase activity
Source: RefSeq, a predicted model, not a curated record
GUGGAAAUUACAUUCCAUGUUGAGGAGACAACGCUGUUCCAUAAAUCCCUCAAAUGCUGCAAGUAACAUCGACUAGAGGAGGGCAUUUCCGCAACACUUUGUCUUUAAAGCAAUACGUGCGUCUCUGAAAAUCAGGUAAAAUGGUACGAUUGGACCUUGGUGAUGUAGUUUUGCGGAGAAUGCAGGAGAAGGACAUUGAAGCAGUAAAGGCUCUUAUUAAGGAAGGAUGUGAGGGAACAGAGAACCGCCUGAUUCUUCACCUUCUGACCCGUCCGCUCGCUCUCCUCCUUCUGGCCAUCCUCUCCUCCAUCCUGCGCUGCUUGCUUCACUCUUUCGUUUUGGCCUUGGUUAUUCCCGUCUUCAUCUCUGUCAUCUACCUCAAGCUCACCAUCCCGCGAUCGGCAGGCAUCUUGGGCUCAUGCAGACCGUACUGGGACUACAUGGGCAGCAGUUACCAUGCAGACACGGAGCCAGAUCUACCCAAUCCUCACCUGGGCAGAGCCAAACUGACUACAAACCAGGAGAAAACCAGGCGACGCAAAAAGGCCAAAGAGAAGGAGAAGACGAAUGAGAGGGAGCAGGUGGAUGAAGAUGAGCUGAAGCAGAGGGCCAAGGUUGCUGGAGAGGUGUGGGUGGCAGACUCUGAUGGGGAGAUUGUGGGAUGCGUGGCUAGAGAUGGUUGGAGUCGGGAUGGUGUUUGCAGAGUCUGCAGGCUGGUGGUCCAGUGUUGGUACCGCAGAGAGGGACUAGGCAGACUGUUGGUGCAGGGCCUGGAGUCAAGAACAAAGCAGAAAGGCAUAUGCCGGGUCUAUGCACAUGUGCCGUUCCCUUCCAAAGUGGGAGAAGCUUUCUUCAGGAGGCUGGGUUAUCGUCUGCAGGGUGAGACUGCAGGGAUUGAGGAAGAGGAGGACGACGAUUAUGAAGACCCAGAGAAGGGCUGGCUGGGGUACCCUUUAACUAAAGUGUUUGUUAAAGACCUUUAGUGGCAUCAAAAGGAUUUAGAGAAACUGAUGAAAAAUGCAAGGAAUAUUCUGGCUUCAAAACAAGUUCAACUCUUUCAGCCUGGAAUUUUCAAUAUCAUGAUUGUUCCUUAAUAGUUUGGGUAUUAAGACUAACUGAUUAGAUUAGAUUCUUAUUUGUGUAGUGUGUCAUCCUAGCCUAUUGACCUUAUUAUGCAGUAUGGAAUUGCGCUCGUUUUUACGAUUGUUUUAGAACUUUCGAUUCAGUGUCCUAUGAGAGAAAUGACUAGAAAUAAUAAACGACAGAAAACGGUCAAUCUACUUGCUUUACAAGCAAAUGUGUUCAUGACUGUACAUAAAGUAGAAUAAUAUCAUUAGAAAAUAUCAGUUUGCAACAUCAAGCAGCAUAACAAGCUGUUUUAAACAUCUAAAAAUCUCUACGCUUAUUUCACGCGGCCGCCGUUUUAAAAAAAUGAAAGUGAGGCUGCUGUGAGAAGAAACCUGGAAGUAUGGGAUCAGCAGUACUGUAAACAUUGCAACAACAUGCUAUGGACUACGAACCUCCAGCUGUUGUCGUGAUUCCAAAGUGCAGAUAUAGUGUAAACAUCACUUUAAUAUCAUUCAGUUAAGCUUAAUUGAAACAUUUAAAACCAUAUUGGGCAUCAAACAAAAGCACAAUCUCUUUAAGAGUAAUACGCUUAAGUAUCCACCUAGGCUUCAGUUCAUGGCACCACAUAAACACCGUGGGGACGCUUCCCUGCUUCAACCUAUGUCACCACACUUCACCAAGUGCAAACACAUAUACACGGACACUGGAGCAUUUUAAAGCUGCGAAGAUCAGUCGAGUCAUCAGCGGAUCGCUCGUCUGUGUUUGCACUUUGUAAACAACGGUGAAGUGCAGUGGACUGAUGACCUUCAUGGCCAAUCACAGUCAUUUCUGUUGAGUACUGGUGAAUACUAUGGCAAAUCAGUGCUGUUUAAGAACGCGCUCACCUGUUCUGAGCGAUCUCCUCAGCAUCCUAAUUCAAUCGAAUUUUUUUUAAAGAUUUUGUUAUUUCUUUUCUAUUUAUUGAACUGUUUAUUAUUAAGUGAUGGCUUGGCAUAUCUAGAUUUUAUUUAAAGGGCACCUUUAACCAAACAGCCAAAAUGAAAUGUAUGAGGGUGUUUCAUUAGCAUCCUUUUUAUUUUUAUGUACAUAUGCGCUUACUUUAUACAGCCAGUGAGCGAUUUUUGCACUAGAAUCAGGUUAAAGGCACAAUUUGUAAUUUUCGCCACUAGAUGGCACAUAUUAACAUCAAACUAAGGCAUAGUUUGCUGAUGCCAUAGCUGAGUGUGGAAUCAUUGGAGUUGUUGUCUUCGUUACAUGAGCCGAAUAUUUCAAUUUUAUUAUCAUUGUAGUAUGAAGUAAGGCUGUCAGCCAUGGAAGUGAAAUGAGAACAUUAAAGCAAUUGCCAAUAAGAGACGAGCACGACGCAGCAUGAAAGCAGCAGAGCUAUUAUUAUGCCACAGUGGUGUAAUAAAACGCGCAACAUAAUAAAUCGUCUUCUGUGUUUUUUAUAAAACAAACCGUAAACUGAGUGUUUUUGACAUUAUAAGCAUGGCAACACAGGAUUCGUAUCACAAGUUAAAAUAGCUUAUUUCUCUGGAUUUGAACAUUCUUAAAAACAUUAGGUAUCAUGUAAGUCAGCAAAAUAUAACUGCUCUAGUGGUUUUUGAUAUUUUAAUGACAAAAUCUUACAUGUGGUGCCUUUUACAAGCAGAUUGUUUAUAGCUGUCUUGAGUUUUUUUAAAUUAUUAUUGUUGUUUUAACCCAUUCACUUCUGUUGUAUUGCCUUUCCAAAAGCCCGAAAAAAUGAAAUAGCAACAGAUUUCUGUUGUGUUGUGAUGUACAUCUGAGUUCAACAAAUCAUCAACAAAACAAAACAAAGCACAACAAAUGUAUGGCGCCUGUUAGUUCUUAUUUAUUAUUUGCUGACUAGUCUCAAAAAUGAGCAAUAAUGUAUUUAGAAAAUAAAUUUUCAUUUUAUUCUGAAUUUAAGACCGUUUUAACGAUAAUCCAAAUAGUGCUGUUGAUUGAGCUCAACUUGUUUUGAACCUGAAAUAUUUCAAUCUGAAUAAAUUUGUUGGUUUUUCCAUUUGUUUGAACAGCCGUUCCACUGGGUUGCCAUUAUAAAAAGAUCUAAUCUUAAUGAUCUUAUGUAAAUCAUUUAUGUUGUUGCAUAAGUCAUUUUUAACGUUGUUAUGCACUGCAGAAGUCAGCUCUGGGUCCAUGGAGGUGACAUUGUAUCUGAAAGACAAUAGCAUGGAUCACUUUUUUUUAACAUGGACAAAGGCAGAUUUACAAGUGUUUACCUUAUUUAUCAACCUAUUUAUUAUAUUGUAUUUAUGAGUGAACUGGAGAUUUUUGUUCCUUCGUGAAACACUUGUUUCUCAGUUGAUGAAUAAGCAUUGUUUUCUUUUUAAAUGUAAUAAAAGUUUUCCCCCAA